AUGAAUGGUCUAUCGCUUCUUUAUCCAACAUGCUUACCCGGGAAUUCGUCAGUGAAACUGAUUGAUGACGAUGAAACGGCUUCGGUGUCAUCCGGAGUCUCGCCUGCACCUUCAGCACAGGACUCGAAAUCACCUACAGACAGUCAUGUGAAACGCCCGAUGAAUGCAUUUAUGGUGUGGAGUCGAGGACAACGGCGAAAAAUGGCGCAGGACAAUCCAAAAAUGCAUAAUUCGGAAAUAAGCAAGCGACUUGGUGCCGAAUGGAAGCAGCUUUCUGACAAGGACAAACGCCCAUUUAUCGAUGAGGCGAAAAGGUUGCGCUCCAUACACAUGAAAGAGCAUCCGGACUACAAAUAUCGUCCACGACGUAAGCCCAAAUCCGCAGUGAAGAGCCAAAAUCGACUGCCCCUUGGCAUUGCUCUACCGCCUUUCGCAACUCAAGCCAUUUUCGCCAACUACAGCCCCUUGGACAGUAUCAAGGCGCCGGAUUUCACCAGCUAUUACUCAUCAUUUUUCCCAAAUACAAUGUUGUCCACAUCGUAUACGCCGUACGACGUAAUGGCCGCAUAUGCCCGUCAGGCAGCAGCCGUUGCUGCAGCCUCACAACCGCAUUCGACAAACUCCCUGCCACCUCCGACCUGA
Messenger RNA from Haemonchus placei, 642 nucleotides. Lineage: Eukaryota; Metazoa; Nematoda; Chromadorea; Rhabditida; Trichostrongylidae. The record is from the annotation of a GenBank genome assembly.